Messenger RNA from Tupaia belangeri chinensis (Chinese tree shrew), 4031 nucleotides. RefSeq lists its product as uncharacterized. Bases 48 to 4031 code for a protein of 1327 amino acids. NCBI's taxonomy places the organism in Eukaryota, Metazoa, Chordata, Mammalia, Scandentia, Tupaiidae. The record is from RefSeq and is a predicted model, not a curated record. The transcript is spliced from 49 exons. Gene Ontology annotation, molecular function: calcium ion binding.
AAGGAAGAGAAGUUGACUUAAAUGACCUGGAAAAUGUCACGAAAAAUAUGAAGAUAGAACUCACAUCUAAGGAAAACUUGGAGCCACACAACUUACUUGAUGGGUGGCAAGUUGAUGUUCAUGACCUUGGUAACAUGGCACUCAGACUCACACCUGAGGAACUUAAUGAUCUGACCCCAAAUCUACCAGUUGAUGGAGAGGAUGUCGAUGUUAGUGAUGUGAAAUGUGUCCUAGAAAAUAAGGGGAUAGAGCUCACACCUAAAGGAAGUCUGAAGUUGAUGAACAACCUGCGGGCUGAUGGGGAUAUUUUUGAUGACAGUGAACUGGAUACUGUUUUGCAAACCAUGAAGAUGAACCUCACAGAAAAUGAAAUUAAUGACCUUAAGAAAAACCUGCCAGUUGAUGGAAAAGUUACGAUCAAUAACCUGGACACUUUCCUGGAAUAUCUGGGAAUCAAGCUCACACAAAAGGAACGAGAUGAUGUAACAGAAAUUCUGCCUCUUGAUGCCAGUGGGAAGGUUGAGGUCAAUAAAUUGAUGAAUGCAGUAGCAGCUGUUACAGGAGGAGAAGUUAGUGUCAGUGAAAUCAAAAAUAACUUGGAAAAAAUUGGGAUAGAGCUCACAGAUGAGGAAUGCUUGGAGCUAGAGAAAGAUCUGCCAGUUGAUGCUAGUGGAAAGGUGUACCAGAACAGGUUGAUGGAUGGUGUGAAAAAUCUUCAAGGUGGGGUUGUUGAUGUCACUAAACUAGACACUGUUUUGCAAAACAUGGGAAUGGAACUCACAGGAAUGGAAAGUCAAGAUUUGAGAGAGAGCCUGCCUGUUGACGUUAAUCAGAAGGUUGAAAUGAAAAAGCUUAUGAAUGCAAUGAAAGCUUUUACUGGAACAAAGGUUGAUGCCAAUGAUCUGCAAAAAGUUCUGGAAAACAUGGGGAUUGCGCUCACUGAGAAAGAAUGUAUGAAUUUGCAACAAAUAAUACCAAUUGAUGCUGCAGGACAGGUGUAUCAGAACAGACUAUUGGAGGCUGUGAAGUCUAUGAAAGGAGGAAGAGUUAUGGUCAAUAACCUAGAUACUGUUCUGGAUAACCUGGGGAUCAAACUCACAGAAAAGGAACAUGAAGAUCUGACAGAAAAUCUGCCACUUAGUGCUAAUGGGAAGAUUGAAUUCAGUAAAUUGCUAGAAACAGUGGAAACUAUCACAGGAGGAGAAGUUGAUGUUGAUGGUAUGGAAAAUGUCCUGGGAGAAAUGGGAAUAACUAUUACAGAUAAGGAACAUGAAAAGCUGGUAAAAAGUCUACCAGUUAAUGCUAAUGGAAAAGUCUAUAAGAAUAGAUUACUGGAUGGUUUGAAGUCUCUUGAUGGAGGGAUUAUUGAUGUCAAUAAACUUGAUUUAAUUUUAAAACACAUGGGAUGGAGCCUAACAAAAGAAGAAAUUAAGGAUCUACAAUGCAACCUGCCCAGUGAUGUCAAUGGGAAAGUUGCGAUGAGAAAGUUGUUUAGUGGAUUAAAAGCUUUUACAGGGCAAAAGAUUGAUGUGCAACAUAUACCUGAAUUUUUGAGCAACAUGGGAGUUGAGCUAACAAAUAAAGAACAAAUGAAGUUAAUAAGUAAGCUGCCAGUUGACGCUUCUGGGAAAAUAUAUAAAAAUCGAUUGUUUGAUGGUAUGAAGUCUUUUAAAGGAGGAAAAGUUAAAAGAAGCAAAGUGGAUGAUGUUCUAGGUAACAUGGGAAUCAAGCUCACAGAAAAAGAAUUUGACCGCCUAGCAGAUAAUUUACCAGUUAAUGCUACUGGGAAGGUUAAUCUCAAUGAAUUGAUGGAUGGAGUGAAAAAUGUCACAGGAGGCGAAGCAAAUAUCAGAGAACUAAAAGACGUUCUAGAAAGCAUGGGGAUGGAGCUCACAGAGAAGGAACUUUCAGAGUUGGUGAAAAAUCUGCCUGUUGACAAUGAUGGGAAUUUCUACCAGAAUAGGUUGAUGGAUGGUGUGAAGUCUCUUACAGGAGGGCAGGUUGAUAUCAAUAAACUGGACACAGUACUGAGAAACAUGCGGAUGAACGUGUCAGAAAAGGAACAUAAAGACAUGGUAAAGAAUCUACCAGUGGAUGUUGAUGGAAAAGUUGAAAUAAAAAAAUUGAUGGAUAGAUUGAAAGCUUUUACAGGUAAAAAGAUUAGUAUCAACGAUCUCCAAAACAUCCUAGAAAGCAUGGGAAUUGAGCUCACAGAAGAGGAAUUCUUAAAUUUGCUGAAAACCCUGCCAUAUGAUGAUGCUGGGAUGGUAUUUCAAAAUAGGUUGUUGGAUGGAGUGAAGUCUCUCAAAGGAGGAAAAGUUAAGGUUGAUAGUAUGGACACUAUUCUUGAAAAUAUGGGGAUCAAACUCACAGAAUCAGAGCUUAAAGAUCUGGCAGAAAACCUACGAGUUAAUGCUGAUGGAAAGGUUGAUCUUGACGAGUUUAUGGAUGGAGUGAAAUCUCUAACAGGAGAAAUAAUUGAUGUCAGUGAUAUGAAAAAUGUUCUGGGAAACAUGGGAAUAAACCUCACAGAAAAGGAAUGUUCAAAGCUGUUAAAAAAUCUGCCAGUGGAUGCAGAUGGAAAGAUCUAUCAGAAUAGACUGGUGAAUGGUGUGAAGUCUCUUAAAGGAGGGAUGAUUGAUGUCAAUAAACUGGACACAGUUUUGAGGAACAUGGGCAUUAGCCUUACAGAAAAGGAACUUAAAGAUCUGAUCCAGAAUCUGCCAGUGGGUGCUGAUGGGCAAGUCACUCUUAAAAACGUGAUGGAUGAAGUGAAAAAUUUUUCAGGAAAAAAAGUUGAUGUUGGAGACCUUCAAAGUCUUCUUAGAAACAUGGGGAUUGAGCUGACAGAUCAAGAAUACUCAGAGCUGAAGAAAACCCUGCCAAUGGAUGGUACUGGACAGGUGUUUCAGAACAGAGUGUUAGAUGGUGUAAAGUCUCUCAAAGGGGGAAUGGUUAGUGUCAGUGAUCUGAAUAAAGUUCUUGAAAACUUUGGAAUUAAACUCACAGAAAAAGAGCUUGAAGGUCUGACAGAAAACCUUCCAGUGGAUGCUAAUGGAAAGAUUGUUCUCAAUAAACUAGUUGAUGAAGUGAAAACUGUUACAGGAGAGGACUUUGAUAUCUGUGAUAUAAAUGACGUUCUGGAGAACAUGGGGAUAGAACUUACAGAUGAGGAAUGCUCGGAGCUGAUGAAAAUGUUAUCAGUUGAUGCUGAUGGAAAACUCUAUCAGAACAGAUUACUGGAAGGUAUAAAGACUCUUAAAAAAGGGAAGGUUGAUGCCAGUAAACUGGACACUGUUCUUGGAAACAUGAGGAUGAACCUCGCAGAAAAGGAACUUAAGGAUCUGAUACAGAGCCUUCCAGUUGAUGUUGAUGGUAAAGUUGAUAUGAAAAAGAUGAUGGAUGAAGUGAAAGCUUACACAGGUGAAAAAAUUGAUACCAAUAACCUGGAAAAAAUACUGAGAAAUAUGGGGAUUGAACUUGCUGACACAGACUAUGCAAAGCUGAUGAAAACAAUGCCACUUAGCGAUGAUGGAAAGGUGCAUCAGAAUCGGGUCCUGCAGGGUUUAAAGUCUUUUAAAAGAGGAAAGGUUUACAUCAACAAGCUGAGCCCUCUCCUGGAAAAAAUGGGUAUCAAGCUCACUGAAAAAGAACUUGUACAGUUGAAAGAAAACCUACCUGUUGAUGCUAAUGGAAAAGUUGAUCUGAAUAAGGUGAUGGAUAGAGUAAAAGAUAUUACGGGAGGACAGGUUGAUAUCGAGGACAUUAAAACUGUUCUAAAAAACAUGGGAAUAGAACUUGAAGAGAAGGAAUUUUUGGAACUGGUGAAAAAUCUGCUAUUCGAUGAUAAUGGCAAGAUCUUUCAAAACAGGUUGCUAGAAGGUGUGAAAGCUCUAAAAGGUGUGAAGGUCAACAUCAACAACUUGAACACUGUACUGGAUACUAUGGGAAUCAAGCUCAAGGAUAAGGAACUUAAGGAUCUGACUCAAAAUCUCCCUGGUGGUGGUAAGCAAGUUUCUCAGAAACUGUAG